AUGUCUGGAAUAUACGGUGGUGUAUCAUCAAUAAUUUUGAAGCAAUAUUCAAAAGCUAUUUAUAUCCACUGUGUUGCACAUUGUUUAGAUUUAGUUGUACAUGAUUUAAUAGAUCAAUGUGCUUAUAUUAGUAACUGCAUACUUUGUGUAAAAGAUAUUAUUGAUUUUAUACGUCGAUCACCGAAACUUCAAGAAGCUUUGUACACAAUAAGUGAAGAAAAAGGUGGUCCUGGUAUAAAAGCAAAUGGCUUAUAUGGGCAGAUCAACAAAUUCGACUUUUUUUUUGGAUUAAAACUAGGUCAUUUAAUAUUUACAGAUACAGAAAAGCUAUCACGUGCAUUUCAAAGUUCUGAUUGUUGUUUACAAGAUGUUUUUUGUGCUGCUGAAGCAAUUAUUCAUCGUUUUCGACGUAUUCAAGAUGAUAUUAAUUUUGAAUUGUUUUAUAAUCAAGUAGUUAAAGAUAGUGAAGGUUUCACAAAAAGAUCUGUUCUACCUCGACUUCGACAACCUCCACGACGAUAUCAAUCAAAUACAAAUCCCGUAAAUCAUGCAAGUUGUGAAGAUUUUUAUCAGAAAUAA
Molecule: messenger RNA, 579 nt
Organism: Rotaria sp. Silwood2
Lineage: Eukaryota; Metazoa; Rotifera; Eurotatoria; Philodinida; Philodinidae
Source: the annotation of a GenBank genome assembly